This is a messenger RNA of Lingula anatina, 2760 nucleotides long. Its product is annotated as putative pre-mRNA-splicing factor ATP-dependent RNA helicase PRP1. Gene Ontology annotation, molecular function: RNA binding; RNA helicase activity; ATP binding. Gene Ontology annotation, cellular component: intracellular anatomical structure; spliceosomal complex. Lineage: Eukaryota; Metazoa; Brachiopoda; Lingulata; Lingulida; Lingulidae. The record is from RefSeq and is a predicted model, not a curated record.
UUGCAAAUCGUAUUGUAAGGAAUAAGGUUCAUACGCCAUCACAGAGAAAAUGUCGAAGCGGCAUCGAAUCGACGUUGGUGAUUAUGCGUCGAAAAGGGGAAGGGAUGAUGAUUACAGAAAAGACAGAGACCGAGAUCGUGACAGAGACCGUGGUAAAGAUGAAAAAUCAUCCUCAGCAGCCUCAACAACAGUGCCUGCAGCAGCCAGUGUUAGUACCCCUAAUAUGAUGCCAGGAGUUGGUGUUAAUAUGAACCUUAACCCUUUCACAGGUUUACCACACACACCUAAAUAUUAUGAGCUCCUUAGAAAAAGAGUAACUUUGCCAGUGUGGGAGUACAAGAGUAGUUUCCUAGAAUCACUUACCAACAAUCAGACCACAGUGUUGGUAGGUGAAACAGGAUCUGGAAAAACUACACAGAUUCCCCAGUGGUGUUUGGAGUGGGUCAGGGUGAAGCACCAGGGUAAGAAGGGUGUGGCCUGCACACAGCCAAGGAGGGUGGCAGCCAUGUCAGUAGCCCAGAGAGUGUCAGAAGAAAUGGAUGUUGGUCUGGGACAGCAAGUGGGUUAUAGCAUCCGUUUUGAGGACUGCACAUCAUCAAACACAUUGUUGAAAUACAUGACUGAUGGUAUGUUGCUACGAGAAGCCAUGUCAGACCCUUUAUUAGAAGGCUAUGGUGUUAUUAUACUUGAUGAAGCUCAUGAACGUACAUUGGCCACAGACAUCCUAAUGGGUCUGCUGAAGGAGGUAGCCAAGCAGAGGGCAGACUUAAAAGUCCUGAUCAUGAGUGCUACACUGGAUGCUGGAAAAUUUCAGGAUUAUUUCAACCAUGCACCCCUUAUGAGUGUCCCAGGAAGGACAUUCCCUGUAGAGAUUUUUUACACACCUGAGCCAGAAAGAGACUACUUGGAGGCUGCAAUACGUACAGUCAUACAGAUUCACAUGUGUGAAGAGAAAGAGGGAGAUAUCCUGUUGUUCUUAACUGGUCAGGAGGAAAUUGAAGAAGCCUGUAAGAGAAUUGCUCGAGAGGUGGAAAACUUGGGCCCAGACGUUGGCGAGAUGAAGUGCAUUCCGCUUUACUCAACACUUCCUCCCAACCUGCAGCAGAGGAUCUUUGAACCUGCUCCCCCCAAGAGACCCAAUGGUGCAAUUGGCAGGAAAUGUGUGGUUUCAACCAACAUUGCUGAGACAUCCCUUACUAUUGAUGGGGUUGUGUUUGUGAUUGACCCAGGAUUUGCAAAACAAAAGGUGUAUAAUCCCAGAAUCCGUGUGGAGUCCCUGUUAGUGACAGCCAUCAGUAAGGCAAGUGCACAGCAGAGGGCUGGGCGUGCAGGAAGGACAAAGCCUGGAAAAUGUUUUAGGUUGUACACAGAAAAAGCAUACAAGUCAGAAAUGCAGGAGAACACUUACCCUGAGAUCCUUCGUUCCAACUUGGGAUCUGUGGUGUUACAGCUCAAGAAACUGGGAAUUGAUGACUUGGUGCACUUUGAUUUUAUGGACCCUCCAGCUCCAGAGACUUUGAUGAGAGCACUUGAGCUGCUGAACUACCUUGCUGCCAUAGAUGAUGAUGGGGAGCUGACAGAAUUAGGAUCCAUGAUGGCAGAGUUUCCUCUGGACCCUCAGUUGGCAAAGAUGGUGAUUGCCAGCUGUGACUUCACCUGCUCCAAUGAAAUUUUGUCCAUCACUGCCAUGUUAUCAGUCCCACAGUGUUUCGUCCGCCCUACGGAGGUGAGGAAGGCUGCAGAUGAGGCCAAGAUGCGCUUUGCCCACAUAGAUGGUGAUCAUCUGACUCUGCUCAAUGUGUACCAUGCCUUCAAGCAAAAUCAUGAGGAUCCACAGUGGUGUUAUGACAACUUCAUCAACUACCGCUCACUGAAGAGUGCUGACAAUGUGCGUCAGCAGCUGGCUAGGAUCAUGGACCGUUUCAGCCUCAAACGAACCAGUACUGAUUUUACCAGCAGGGACUACUAUGUCAAUAUUAGGAAAGCACUUGUGUCUGGCUUCUUUAUGCAGGUUGCCCACCUUGAAAGAACUGGUCACUAUUUGAGCUGCAAGGACAACCAGGUUGUCCAGCUUCACCCAUCUACCUGCCUUGAUCACAAGCCUGAAUGGGUGCUAUACAAUGAGUUUGUACUGACCACAAAGAACUACAUCAGAACAGUCACAGAUGUCAAACCUGAUUGGUUGAUUCAGAUUGCACCCCAGUACUACGAAAUGAGCAACUUCCCCCAAUGUGAAGCCAAGAGACAACUAGAACGUAUUAUCAUGCGUCUGGAGUCUAAGCAGUUCAACCAAGGAUAUAAUCAAGGAUACAACUGACUUUACAUCCUAUGUAGUCAAGAGUUUGUUCAACAGACAUGUACAUGUAAAUUCAUUCAAGAACUAAUCGUAAAACAAAGAAAUGGUUUUUGAGAUGAUAAAUCAAGCAUGGACAUUUUAUUCUGAAGUUUGGCAGAUGUAAUAUACGUAAAAUAUGUUCUCUACUGACAAUCUCACAGUAACACCACCUUUUAUUAAGAGUAAAGGUUGACAGUGAACAUUUCUGGAGAACAAUGAAGAGCAUUGUCAUUCAUAACAGAUCUUUCUAAAGACUUCUCUUUUUUGCCCUUAUAGUUUUAUUCCCCUAAAUUGUAAAAGUCAUGCUAGUAUGAGAUACAUGUUUGUUAAUUGUAUAGCUGAAAUGAAAAUUUGUUUUCAGCGAGAAGCAAAUGCUAAUGAUAAAAUGUCUUCAAUGUGGUUCAAUCAAUAUACAGUAUGUACUA